GGAAAACCUCAUCUACUGUCCACUUGAUAGGUGCACGCAGCUUCAGCUGUUGGGUCUAGGUCACAUUGACAUACCUAAUUCAGUCAUCAUCAUACGGUAUUGUCAAGAUGUGGGUUACCUCAGUCAGCUCCCUCCUUGCAGCUCUUGCACUCCUUCAUCCAGCGCUCGCGACGAAGCAUGACAAGAUCCCCUCUCGUCCGAAUGUGGUUCCCGGUCCCUACAAUGCUGGCAACGCAUCGCUACCUUCACCACCACGCGACAAGGACCGAUAUUGCCACGUGAAGCAAGGAUGCCAUGCGGGUCGCGAUGAUGCGCCAUACAUCCUCAAGGCUCUGCAAGAGUGUAAUAACGGUGGCACUGUCGUGUUCGAUAAGUCGUACCAGAUCGGGUCACCCCUAGAUCUUAGGUUUCUUAAGCACAUUGACCUUGUCAUCACCGGUGAUAUCUCCUUCGACGACUCGGAUGUGUACUACUGGCAAAACAACAGCUUCAAGUACACAUUUCAGAACCAAAGUGUGUUUUGGAAGAUAGGCGGAGAAGAUGUGAAUAUUUAUGGCGAUCUGACCCUAGAGGAGGGUAAGAGUGUCAUUGACGGGAGAGGCGAGGCAUACUGGAAAGCGAUUCAGACAGACAAAGCCCUAUUGCGACCUAUGCUCUUCGCGAUCGAUGGAUUGAAAGGAGGUACUAUGUCGAACUUGCGAAUGCGCAACCCACCGAAUUGGUUCAACGUCAUUGCGAAUAGCUCUGAUAUAAUCAUCAGCAAUAUGGACCUCCGUGCAGAGUCAUUGAAUGGCACGAAAAUUGCCAAUUCGGAUGGCUGGGACACCUAUCGUUCAGACCGAGUGGUUAUCCAAGAUUCAUAUAUCCACAACACAGAUGAUUGCGUUUCUUUCAAGCCAAAUAGCACCAACAUCGUCAUCCAAAACCUCGAGUGCAUUGGCUCACACGGCAUCAGCAUUGGUUCUAUCGGCCAAUACCCAAAUGAAACGGACAUUGUUGAGAACUUAUAUAUCUACAACAUCUCCAUGACUAACGCUAGCGAUUUCGCUAGAAUAAAAGUAUGGCCUGGUGUACAGACUAACUUUCAGACCAACCUCGCUGGUGGAGGAGGAACUGGUUACGUUCGAAAUGUCACAUACGAUCUCUUGCAUAGCAUCAAUAACGACAGAGCGAUCACUAUCACGCAGUGCUAUGGUCAGAGCAACAAGACGUUAUGUAACGAGUAUCCGGCCAACUUGACUAUCGAAGAUGUUACCAUGAAGAAUAUUUACGGAACGACAUCCGCAAAAUUAGAUCCAGAAGCGGGCACACUUGUUUGCAGCGCCCCAGACCGAUGCAAUAAUAUCAGAGUGGAAAACAUCACAGUCAAGGUACCUAGCGGGGAGCCACCCGUAUACGAGUGCAGGAACAUGGAAAACGAUCUAUUGAAACUCACCUGUAUCGCGGAAUCUGAUGAGAAUCGGGAUACUUCACAAGGAUAGGAGAGCGUUAUUUGUUAAACAUGUUGCAUAUUUGCUAUGGGUGCGGUAGAUGCGGCUUCGAGGAUCAGCCCCUUAAGUACGAUCCGGGUCCGUUCA
Molecule: messenger RNA, 1577 nt
Organism: Hypoxylon trugodes
Lineage: Eukaryota; Fungi; Ascomycota; Sordariomycetes; Xylariales; Hypoxylaceae
Product: glycoside hydrolase family 28 protein
Exons: 7
Coding region: 108-1481 (457 amino acids)
Biological process (GO): carbohydrate metabolic process
Molecular function (GO): polygalacturonase activity
Source: RefSeq, a predicted model, not a curated record